AUGAAGUCCCUUGCCUUGAGUGUGCUUUUGGUCGUGUCUCUGCCGUGGCCUGUUCCCGCUGACAAGGAUUCGUCCCGCUUGGACGAGGUCAGUGAUUUCUUAUGGGAAAACUGUGAUGAUGGGCAUGAUCCAGUACUGAUCACCAGCCUGGAGGUAGAACCAGUUCCUAUCAGUAUCCCUGGAGAAGUAACUGUUAGCAUGGAGACCAAGACUAAUAUACCCCUAACUUCUCCUGUGAAGGCAGUGGUAAUUUUGGAAAAAGAAAUGACUCCUGAGUUGUGGUUGCAAAUUCCCUGUUUGAAAAAGAUUGGAAGCUGCUCCUAUAAAGAUAUAUGUGAGAUAAUUGACUCCUUCAUCCCACCUGGUGAGCCUUUCCCUAAGCCUCUCCAUACCUAUGGCCUGCCUUGCCACUGCCCCUUUAAGCAGGGUACCUACUCCCUUCCCAAGACCAGCUUCACUCAACUGUGGCAACUACUGUGCUCAGGUCGUUCUAAGCAAUGA
Molecule: messenger RNA, 501 nt
Organism: Dromiciops gliroides (monito del monte)
Lineage: Eukaryota; Metazoa; Chordata; Mammalia; Microbiotheria; Microbiotheriidae
Product: ganglioside GM2 activator-like
Exons: 1
Coding region: 1-501 (166 amino acids)
Biological process (GO): ganglioside catabolic process; lipid transport
Cellular component (GO): cytoplasmic side of plasma membrane
Molecular function (GO): lipid carrier activity; enzyme activator activity
Source: RefSeq, a predicted model, not a curated record